Messenger RNA from Drosophila ficusphila, 1416 nucleotides. RefSeq lists its product as uncharacterized. The transcript is spliced from 3 exons. The record is from RefSeq and is a predicted model, not a curated record. Bases 353 to 1243 code for a protein of 296 amino acids. Lineage: Eukaryota; Metazoa; Arthropoda; Insecta; Diptera; Drosophilidae.
GUCGCGGUAAAACGCCACCCACCAAGCAGUAGCAGGGCUUACAGAAACUCCGUCGCUAGGCUGUCCAAGAGCUGCGCCAAGGAAGCGGGGACGUCCCCUAGUGACGUCGACCACGGCGCGAACAAACACAAAAACAGUUUCGCGCGGCGCCAGAGAGUGCGUGGAGUUACGUUGAAAAGGCUCUGGAGUGCAAGCAACACCUGCGAACACCCGGAAAGCGAAGCUCACGGGCCUGUCGAGCGGAACCUUGACCCGAGCUGACGGAAUGUGGCGCCAUACAGGCGCACCACUAGCGUGAAAUGCCAGGCGCAAUAUUACACAGGAUCUAGCAGAAGCUGGAGCAGCCCAUUCCAUGGGUUCUUGUUUUGGCAGCUGUGCUGCAGCUGCCGCUACCCCCGCACGCGCCCACGUCGCCUGCACGUCGACGUCCACCUCCUCCACCCACUCCACAUCCCCGGCAUCGGCUGCCUUGCCCACCGCCUCCACGCCGCGGUCGGCCAACAAUUGGCUCUGUAGGCCUCGCCCCAGAACCGGAUGUAGAGCCAAUGAUAGCUCAAGGUCCGAACCAAAGACAAAGCUGAGCAAACGGCACUGCCAGCAGAACGGGUUCAUCUACCGCAUUUUGAGUUUCAACCGGAGGCGGCAAUGCCGCAGUUUCCUGGACAAGGUAUGGGAACAGCAGCCCAGUUACACCAAACUACAGUGCGGAAGGAACAUGCCCGACAUUCAGAUGCAGAGGCUGGACGCCUGCAAGCUGCUUAACGCCCAGCCCACGUCGAUCAGGGAGACGGAGAUGGGAAUUGGAACCUACCAGCGCCUGGCAAGCUCGCGGGCCAGCUCCUCCUUAGACCUCGAGUGGGAGCACGAGUACUCACAGCUGCGGCAGUACCAGCUCCACUGUCAGCAAGCCUUCAAGGAGGCGCCCCCUACGCCGCCAAGACCACGCUUCGCGUCCCGCUCGUCCAGGCAGAACUCUUGGUCCCACAUGUCAACUCCGGAGUCGCUCGAGUGGGACGUGGACGAGCAUCAGCUCCGCCUGGAGGACGACAGCAUAGACGAUGGAACCCUCAAGCUACUGCACCAGAUCGAGCAACUAAAGCACCAUGUACUGCAGGAAACAGGAGGCGGAAUUAAUGUGGAAAUUGAAGCUCUUGAGGAGCUGAACGAGGGCCUCCAGUUCCGAACCACGCACUUUGGAGCCGGAUCGCAGCUGGAGGCCCAUAUAAGCAAAUCAUGCACAUAGAUGAAUUGUACAAAUCAGUUUUAAUAUGCAGCUAAAAUAUUCUGUGUAGACGAUGCAUAAAGCAAUUCGAAUACUCAACAAGAAAGGAAGCUGGCUUCGGCAAACCGAAGCUUAUUUACCCUUGCAGUCAUUAAAUAUGCCGAACAAAAUACAUAAGGCUUAACAACAUCGAA